AUGCCCCAUGGGAUGUAUGGGCUCUCGGCUGAACAGCGGGAGUUUGCCCUGUUGUGCCAGCCACAGGCGAACUUGUCUGUUGUGGAAGGGGGCGUAUUAAAGGUUGUGAGAUACUUUCAAAACAAAUUAGUGAAACAUUUCUUUCAUUUCUUUAUAGAUUCUGGACAACCAGGAAGUCCAAGCCACAAUGAUCCUGCCAAGAAUCCACCAGUGUACCUUGAGGACAGUUUUGUAAAAUCUGGAGUCUUCAACGUGUCAGAACUUGUGAGGGUGUCCAGAACACCCAUAACCCAGGGAACUGGAGUGAAUUUCCCAAUUGGAGAGCUUCCGAGCCAGCCAUAUUACCAUGAUAUGAAUUCGGGUGUAAAUCUGCAGAGGUCCUUGCCCUCUCCACCAAGCAGCAAAAGACCCAAAACUAUCUCCAUAGAUGAAAAUAUGGAGCCAAGCCCGACAGGAGACUUUUAUCCUUCUCCAAAUUCACCAGCUGCGGGGAGUCGGACAUGGCAUGAAAGAGAUCAGGUUUCUUCAUCAUGUUCACUCUCUUACACCUCACCCACCUCUGCCAACAGUCAAGAAUCAAGAUGCCAGUAUACCAUUAAAACUGAAACAGCUGGACCGCCUUCAUCUGUUGAUUGGCCAGCAGCUGUUGGACCCUCCACUUCUCAGGUCCCAACCCCCUUUGUCGGAUGCCCCUCAUCUGGACACUUGUCCCCUUUUUCUUUCUCCCCCCCCACUGGACAUUCCUUCCCCAUUGGGGUCCUUCCCGAUGGCUCUUUCCUUCUUGGGCCUUCCUCUCAUCAACUGUCAAAGAUGGAUGUUCUUAUUUCUGAAGUGAGGGAACUAAAAGAGGAAGUAGUUAAUGUGGUGCAGGAGUUGAGAACAGUAACAGAUCACCUUGGCUUUUUGGUGGCCUGUGUGGGACAGAGUUCAGGAAUUUUUCCAGCUCCUAGUGUUUCUUCUGAAGGUUAAUGCUUUAGAAACUCAUAGUCUCCAUCUAACAGAUGAAUUCUUCUUGCAAAGUUUUACCUUGAUGAAUAUCUGUUAAAUGUGUUUCUGUGUUUUUGACUCAGUCUGAGUUCUCAAAAUCCUUGUAUGUCAAAGCAUGUUUUAAAGCAAUUUAUGUCUUGUUAGUAACUUCUGUUACAUCUGCCUUUGUAUUUUCUAAUAUUUCAAAAUGCUCUUUAGUCAAUGUAUACACAUAUAAUGUACAUAUAUAUAUAU
Molecule: messenger RNA, 1221 nt
Organism: Neopsephotus bourkii (Bourke's parrot)
Lineage: Eukaryota; Metazoa; Chordata; Aves; Psittaciformes; Psittacidae
Product: nuclear factor 1 B-type-like
Exons: 6
Coding region: 1-969 (322 amino acids)
Biological process (GO): regulation of transcription by RNA polymerase II
Cellular component (GO): nucleus
Molecular function (GO): DNA-binding transcription factor activity, RNA polymerase II-specific; RNA polymerase II cis-regulatory region sequence-specific DNA binding
Source: RefSeq, a predicted model, not a curated record